Molecule: messenger RNA, 2256 nt
Organism: Fopius arisanus
Lineage: Eukaryota; Metazoa; Arthropoda; Insecta; Hymenoptera; Braconidae
Product: protein alan shepard-like
Exons: 4
Coding region: 1421-2206 (261 amino acids)
Molecular function (GO): RNA binding
Source: RefSeq, a predicted model, not a curated record
ACUCUACCUACACGACAACACCACACUACCCGAAUGUAUUCCCAUUUAUAAAAUAUAUAAAUUAUGAUUUGUUCGCUCCUAAAAUACUAGAAAGAAUAUAUAUUAAUGUAUAUAAUUUCAAAAUAUCGCGGAAAUAUUAAAUAGUAUAUGAGGAGAAUCAAUCGGCUACUGGAAUUGCAUCAAUACGCAUUUCUUAAACUAAAUGAAUAAAUGUGAAAAAACUGACGUGAUUGUGUAAAAUAACGACGGAAAAAAAGUGAAUUGCAAAGCCUAAAAAUUUGAGUUUUAUUUUUAAUGUUGAAAAAUACGCCAUUUUGUGGUCUAUUGUUGAGCCGACAAAUCUGCGAAUAUUAAGUUGUUACGUCAGAAAAAAAAUUAAUAGAGCCAUCAUAAUUUUGAAAUAAAUUUUCAAUUAGUUGUAGUAGGGAAGAGCAAGAGGAAAGAUUUUUUUUCUUUGGGAUUUAUUGGAACGGUGGUGGCUGUGGUAGACGAAAGUGCACCAACGGGAGACAACAUUAGAAGAGAGAACCAGAGGGGAGCACUCAUACUAUUCCAACGAUUGCUCCUCACUGUGACAUUAUUAAAUGUGUGUGUGUUCAUGAGGGAAUUGGGGGAGAGGAGUGGUUUAGUUGUUGCCUUUCAACGUGAGAUAGUUUUGCGAACACCAACGGGCAAACACCGGGGGAUUAAAAAAAUCUGAGCUUUGAACUUCCAUCAGAUGUGUAGAUAAAUAAAUAAAAAUUCAUUAUUGUAAUUAUUUAUAAAUUAUUUUUGUAAUAAAGAAAAAAACACAGGAAAAAGGAUAAGAGGUUUAUGGAGUUAAUGAGUGAUAACUUAUGUUGGAGAUUUUGAGUGAUUUCGUGAAGUGUAUUGAGUAUUUUAUUUUUUAAAAUUUUCAGUGUUAGUUAUAGUAUUUUUCUAAGUGAAGUGAAUUCAAGUUGUGAGAAAAAUAUUUCAAAGUGAAGACACACCCUUGAAGGAUUUCACGUAUCAUUCCUUCCUUAUCGCCCGAUAUCUGCAUCCUCCCAGUGCUAUAACCCUCCCCUUCUCCUCAUCUUCGUCACUCACUUUAUCCCAUUCCGGGCGAUCAUCACGCCACAAGACUCUCCUCUACUGCAACGUGCGUUCCAUUAUUAAAAACUUUGAAAAUCACAAAAACCCCGUGAAAUAUCAUUUUUUACAUGAAAAAAUCCAACAGUGAUCAUCGAAUGAAGCUCCACAAAUCCAACAACAGUGAAGAACAUCAUAGUGAUUAUAAGUGCAGUGUUAAAAAUCAAAAACCUUUCCGCCUCUAAUCCCCACAAACAUCAAAUCAAUUUAUUGAACAAUAUCUUAAAUUUAUUUAUCAGUAAAUUUUUUCCAUUAAUUUUUAUCACCUUUUUUUAUUAACGCUUAUAAAAAUCAGAUAAAAAUUUCAAACAUGUCGGUGAGAAUGGAAAAUGUCGCCGCACCGAGGAAACUCAACUACAAAAUCAUGGGUACAAAUGGGCCAAGACCAACUUACCCAGGAGCCAACAAUGGUAGCGCGGGGAACGCAGGAGGUGGUGUGGGUGGUGGUGUAGGACCCGCAGCUGGUGGACAUGGGUUAAAAGGGAGUGCCGGUGGUGGACCACGUGGUGGUAACCCAGCACAAUACAGAGCAAGUGCUACUAGCGCCUGGAAUACAUCCCAUGCAAUCGCUGUGGCAGCUGGUUAUCCACCUUAUACAAGAUAUCCAACUGCUGCUGCCGCUGCCGCCCCGGCCGCGGCGCAAAUGCCGGUUGGACAACAUCUACCGCCAACAGCUAAUCCUUAUACUGCUACUACUUAUGCACAGCAUGCGUCAUAUGGAGGACAAAGAGUACCGACGGCCUCAUCACCAGCAAAUACAAACAGUAGUUCCAGCAGUGCAACUGGCAGUCAGAGUGGCACAAUGAGUACGAACCAUAGCAAUAAUGCAAUGCAGGGACAGCAACCAGAACAAUUAUCAAAAACAAAUUUAUAUAUCCGUGGCCUCAACCAAAAUACAACGGACAAGGAUCUUGUCAACAUGUGUUCUCAAUACGGAACUAUAAUUUCUACAAAGGCGAUUCUGGACAAAAAUACAAAUAAAUGUAGAGGUACUUGGUUGGAUUAUCACACUUUUAAGUUUUUCUCGUUUAACCCCAAUUUCUCCCUUCAUUGUUUCAUUAUUUCUACUUGUAUACUUGAUACAUCAAUCUGUUAAAUGCGUUAUGUGGAUUUGAGUUUCUUCUCACAUUCCUCAUUGUAUUACGU